AUGUUCUUUCAUCGUCUCCGCCACGCAGCAAAGAAUAGAUUCUACAAGUCUAGAAUCGCAGCCAAGCUUCACUUGGUUGCCAAACCAGUCUCUCAAGACUCUUCAGUUACCUCAAAUGAAACUAACGCUGAUGUCUUUUCGACUCAACCAAUUACAACUUCUUCUACCAGUGCUGGUAUUUCUGAUGAUUCUGGUAGGAAGCAAAUCAAGACUACCUGUCCUGCUACACCUUUUGUUAAUCCCUAUGGUGUUGUUAGUGCUACUGCAAAUAAAACCCACGUUAAGGUUGACACCAACGCAAUUCUUGACUCUACUUCUCAUGAGCUGAUAACAGCAACAAACUCUCCAACUACCCGGCCUAUCAUUGCAGGUAAAUUAUUCCGCUCUUAUGCUCAAUAUUAUGAACCUCCACCACCUGUUGUUGUUGAAGCUUCUCCCAUUGUUUUUACUCCAAUGGUUGAUGAACCUUCAAUUCCCCGUUUGGAUCUUAACGCUCUUCCCUUUCCCAACCUUUCCAAUUCCAAUAAGCUCGAUAAUUUAGGUGCCAAUUUAGGUGCUGCUUCUGUCCUGACUUGGGGAACAACAAAAAGGACCAUUCCUACUGACAUCGAUGACAUUUCCUCUAUUCAGACCUUUUCAACUACUUCCUCAUCUCCAGUUGACAACCCAGAAGUUACUGAUGGUGAAGCAGUCAAGUGCACAGACUGUGACGCCAUUGUUGACUCCAAGGUUGGAACUGAAGUGAAUGAAGUUAUUGAGCCACCUCCAAAAAGAGCAACAACAGCACUGGCAACUUCAACCUUGAAAAGGAAUGAUAAUUAUUAUCUUCAAGCUGACGAUGGAAUGGAAAAGGUAGAGGACUUGAUUGAAAGCUGUUUGUCUAUUAUGAACUCCAUUAGUUGUUACUCUGAGUUUGAACAACACCUUAAGUCCAACCCAGACUUGGAAGUGUACUAUUUUGAAGACUUUGAGCAGCUUACUCGAAUAUUGAGUAAGUCUGCGGCUGCCCCCAAAGUUGUCAAGACUAGUACAACUAUCCAGGAAUGGUAUAGGACUUACAUGGAUUUGUACUUGGCAAAUGGUGGAUAUGAGGACCCUAAGUGGAAAAUGGAAAGGAAACAACGUCUACCCAUUCGCAGAUUCAAUUAUAUGGAUGAAUUAGAAGCUCAAAGGAAAAUCGAAGAAGCCAAUUAUGUUGAUGAGUCUGUAGUAGAAGCUCUUGUUGAAGAGCUUUAUCAACGGAUUCCAGAUGCCUUUGAUUUGAUGCUCAAAAUCCCUAACGCUUAUACCCUUGACGUUUGGUUAGACAGAGGAGUAAAAGGUAUCCCUAAUGUUCCAAGAUCUCUUUUCAAUGAAAUAGAGACAUACAACACUGAGUUGAACGACUUGUACAAGAACAGGCGCAUCAAACUCGACCAAAGAUACUCUGCCACAACUGCAUUAACUGAUUCUCAAAAAAUCCUUGACUGGUUCAAGUCGAUAGAAGAGGUUCAAUACUAUGCAACAUUUUUUGGCUUAACAGUCAUAGUUUAA
Messenger RNA from Lizanozyma spartinae, 1533 nucleotides. RefSeq lists its product as uncharacterized. The record is from RefSeq and is a predicted model, not a curated record. Lineage: Eukaryota; Fungi; Ascomycota; Pichiomycetes; Serinales; Debaryomycetaceae. The coding region runs from base 1 to 1533 and encodes 510 amino acids. The transcript has a single exon.